GGGUGUGGUGGGUAUUUGUGUGGGUGUGUGGUGGUUGUGUGGGUGGUUGUUUGAGAAUUCCCGACGAGAGACCUGGCCGUGCGUGCCGUCGCUGGUGCUACUAUGUUCCUAUUGUUCCUAGGGGCGAUGAUGCUCGAUGAUGGCCUCGGAGCUCUGUGCGCUGCUUUUCGGCCCCGGGUUUCGCUUCGUAGCUUGGUGGUAGUUAGAGCACCUCAAGUACCUGGGUACGCUCGAUUCGCCAGUGCUGGUGCGGGACUAUCUAGGAUUCUAAGUACCUCGGACGAUCACAUCACCACACGAUGGCUGGUCAGGAAUACCCAGUUAACAACUAUCAGAAUAGCUAUUCUGCGGCACAACUCACAACAUCUGCUGCAACUGUAUUCUGCACGCUCUGCCCGGCCCUGCACUCACUCCCCUGCCCUGCACUCACUCCCCGACCGUGCCGGAACGGAAAGGUCCCACUGUCUCAGUUUCCAGCGUACCUGCUCUUGCCGCCGCCGCCGAUGAGAAGAGCAGCACCAGCAGCAGCGGCGGUUGGUUCAUGAUGUAUGUACCUAAUGUAUGAGGUACUCUACCUAAUGUACUCCGCAAUCGGAGAGGUGCUCACUGCCGGUACCUGAAAUCUGGAUAGGAUGGCGUUAUUGGAGGUAUUGGAGGUAGUUAUGUGCCGGUGGUGGUAGUGGUGCGAAAGCAACAGCUACCAGCCGACUGUUGGAUUGUUAGAGCUCAUAGAUCGACCGGGUGCCAUUGGAAGCUGUAACUAGGUGGUGGGGGAUUCGGGCUAGGCAUGUGCUAGUAUGUAGAGC
Tricharina praecox is the source of this 806-nucleotide messenger RNA. RefSeq lists its product as uncharacterized. The record is from RefSeq and is a predicted model, not a curated record. The transcript is spliced from 2 exons. Lineage: Eukaryota; Fungi; Ascomycota; Pezizomycetes; Pezizales; Pyronemataceae. The coding region runs from base 103 to 507 and encodes 134 amino acids.